UGGGUGAUCCCCACUUCCGGCGAAAGAGGAGAAGUGUCUCACACGAUUACUCUGGCCAGGCCCGUCGUUACUCGCCCGUAGGUCGCUGACGGGGUUUCGGUAAUAGCCAUGACUGUGUAAUCGCCAACAGGCCGGACAGUUAACUUUCUAAGAAAGUCAGUGACGUCGCCGUCGACGCCGUUUUGUGUGUACGCACUAUCUUCACAGCCACCGGUUUUAACGUUACUUCGCAACUGCCAGCUAGUUAGCGAGCUAGCUAAAGACGCAGCUAGCUAUUCGCCAGCCAAGCACCUCUAAAUUAGAUCUUGGUGUCUAUUUCAAGAUGUCAACGGCGGGGUUUAACUCCCAGAACGGAACGGGGUCGGGUCAAGUGUAUGCUAAUGGUCCGUCACAGAAUCCACCUGCCCUGCAGCAGCUACCAGGGGUCGGCUAUGGCAUGACUCACCAACAGACUUACAAUCCAAUGCAGGCCAAAGUUCCUGCACCCCCUGGCCCUGGACUCUACCCCUUUGGGGCACAUCAGCCUGUAGCCCCAGUCAGUUCCUACCAGACUGGCCAAACACUCUCUUCCUAUACAGCUCCCCCCAGCCAGUCGCUGCUGACCAGGCCUCCAUUGGGAACUCCUCCAUCCCAUACGCCUCCUCAGUCUGCGAGCCCGAGUCCUGGGCCGAGGCUGCCCCCUGCCCAGGGCACACCGCCACCUCCUCCUGUGUCUUCAAAUAGUUACUACCCGAACCCGCAGCAGCAGCAGCAGCAGCAGCAGCAGCAGCAGCAGCAGCAGCAGCAGCAGCCGCAGCCGCAGCAGCCGCCGCCACCACCUAUGGCCCAACCAUGGCAGUACAACACAGCUCCGCCACCAGUGGGGCCACCCACUUCCAUGACUGCUCCUCCACGUGGUCCUGUGGCGAAUCACGUGAACCCAGCUUCAAGCUUGACGGUGCCGCCACCACCGUCGUCAGCAGCUUACGUUUCUGCACCACCUGGCCAGCAGCUGCGUAGUGCUGCCCAGCCUUCAGUCCCAGGGAUGCCCCCCUCUUCUCUGCAUCCAUACGCCCAGCCAGGCUCUGCUCCUCCACCAGUGAAUCCCAUGGCUCCUCACUCAUACCAAACAGGCAUAGCUCCCUAUGUAGGAGCCCCCCCAGCCAUGAAACCCACACCACCUCCCACAGGGCUCCCAGUGGCCAGAGCCACGCCCCCUCCCCCCAAGGCCGAUGCUCAGUGCGGGGCGGCUCUCAACAGCGUUCAGUCCCCCACUGAGCCGGACUCUCAGGAAGGGGAUAUUGAAUGUCCAGGAGCUGUGGCUGGCAACGGCCCACCAGCAUCAAACAGCUAUAAUCAUGUUGACAACACAAUGGCUGUGCCGCCCCAGCCCGGACCACCCGGUCGCCACUUGGGGCAUUACCCGUCCCUCCCCCCUGGGUACCAGAACACCUCUGCUCCUCCGAAUGCCACUUCUACAGCGCACCCUGCCAUUCAAUCUGCCACACAGCCUUACACUCAUGCAGCUCAGCGAUACCAGCAGCCACCUGCAGGUCCAGGGCCAGCCCAGCUCAGUCCAUCUCUGGCAGCCAUGAGCCUCCAGUCUAGCACCCCAGAGGCGCUGAGAGUGGUCAACCUGCUGCAGGAGAGGAACCUGCUGCCAACAGGUCCCAUCUCUGCCCCAACACCCUGCCUGCCCCAGGACCUGCAAAAGAUCAACUGCAGCCCAGAAGUUUUCCGUUGUACUCUGACCAGCAUCCCUCAGAACCAGUCUCUGCUCAGUAAGGCCAAGAUGCCGCUGGGUCUGCUGCUCCACCCCUUCAAAGACCUCUCGCAACUUCCCGUGGUUACAUCCAGCACCAUCGUUAGAUGUCGGUCCUGCAGAACCUACAUCAACCCCUUUGUCUCGUUCCUGGACCAGAGGAGGUGGAAAUGCAACCUGUGCUACCGGGUCAAUGAUGUUCCAGAAGAGUUCAUGUACAACCCAGUCAGCAGAUCCUAUGGAGAGCCACACAAAAGACCAGAAGUCCAGAACGCUACCAUUGAAUUCAUUGCUCCUUCAGAAUACAUGUUGAGGCCACCGCAGCCUGCUGUUUACCUCUUUGUUCUGGAUGUAUCCCACAAUGCAUUGGAGACAGGCUACCUGAAUGUGUUCUGCCAGUCACUGCUGGACAACAUCAAUGCGCUUCCUGGAGACUCGCGGACAAAGGUGGGCUUCAUCACCUUCGACAGCACCAUCCACUUCUACAACCUCCAGGAGGGACUCUCGCAGCCGCAGAUGCUCAUUGUGUCUGACAUCGAAGAUAUCUUUUUACCAACACCAGACAGCCUUCUAGUAAACCUUAAUGAAUGCAAGGAGCUUGUGCAGGAUCUGCUGAAGAGUCUGCCAACUUUAUUUGAGAAGACCAUGGAGACUCAGUCUGCUUUGGGUCCAGCUCUGCAAGCAGCCUUCAAACUGCUGUCGCCCACCGGGGGGCGCAUGUCUGUGUUCCAGACUCAGCUACCCAACCUUGGUGUGGGGGCACUCCAGUCCAGAGAAGACCCCAACCAGCGGGCUUCUGCCAAGGACAUCCAGCACUUAUCGCCUGCAACAGACUUCUACAAGAAGCUGGCUUUGGACUGCUCUGGGCAGCAGGUGGCUGUCGACCUGUUCCUCCUCAGCGCUCGGUACUGUGACCUGGCUUCGCUUGGCUGUAUAUCCAGAUACUCAGCAGGGAGUGUUUACUACUACCCCUCCUACCACCACCAGCACAAUCCCGCUCAGGUGGAGCGUUUCCAGAAGGAUCUAAAGAGAUACUUAACCAGGAAGAUUGGCUUUGAAGCUGUCAUGAGAAUACGCUGCACCAAAGGUCUGUCUAUCCACACGUUCCACGGGAACUUCUUUGUGCGCUCCACAGAUCUGCUGUCCCUCCCAAAUGUGAAUCCAGAUGCUGGUUUUGCGGUUCAGAUGUCCAUUGAGGAAAACCUGGAUGACAUGCAGGUUGUCUCUUUUCAGGCCGCACUGCUUUACACAUCUAGCAAAGGAGAAAGGAGGAUUCGCGUCCACACCUUGUGCCUCCCAGUGGUUAAUUCUAUGUCGGAUAUCUUUGCUGGAGCUGAUGUUCAAGCCAUUGCUGGGCUUCUGGCCUGUAUGGCUGUGGACCGGUCAGUGUCUGCCAGUCUGAGUGACGCCAGAGAUGCGAUGACCAAUGCUGCCAUUGACUCCUUGAUGUCAUACAGACAAUCAGUGUUGACCAUCCAGCAGCCCGGGUUGCUGGCCCCAGCCUGCCUCAGACUAUUCCCUCUGUACAUCCUUGCUCUGCUCAAACAGAGAGCGUUCAGGACAGGCACCAGCACCAGGCUGGAUGACCGAGUGUUUGCCAUGUGUCAGCUGAAGUACCAACCGCUGGUGUACUCCAUGCUGAUGAUCCACCCUGCUCUGUACCGUGUCGACGAUCUGACCGAUGAGGGAGCUUUGAACAUCAAUGAGCGAACCAUCCCUCAGCCUAGAGUGCUACAGUUGUCUGUGGAGAAGCUCAGCAGGGAGGCAGCUUUCCUCAUGGAUGCUGGAACGGUGAUGUAUCUGUGGAUUGGAAGAAACUGCAACCCCAACUUCCUAACACAAGUCCUGGGGGUUCCCAGCUAUGCUGCCGUGCCUGAUAACCUGUAUUUGCUCCCAGAGCUGGAUACAGCCGAGUCGCAGAGAACCAGGGCCUUCAUUGGCUGGCUGAAGGAUCAGAGGCCAUUCUUCCCCUCUCUGCAUGUCAUCAGGGACGAGAGCCAGUUGAAGGCCAGCUUUAUGCAGAACAUGAUUGAGGACCGAACGGAGUCGGCCCUCUCGUACUACGAGUUCCUGCUCCAUCUCCAACAGCAAAUCUCCAAAUAAUCCUCGGUGGGACUGUGGAUACGUCAAAAUAGGACGUGCAUCUGUGUAUGUGUGCUUAUGUAUAUGCUGUGUGUGUGUGCAUGAGUGAAGCAGUAGGAGGAGGACUCAAGGAUGUCUCACGCCGCGUCUGGCUGUGGUUCACCACCUCACUGAGGAAAACCUGAGCUGAACCCGUGAAGCGGAUGGACAGUGACAAAAAAAGUAACUUCUGAAGCUUAUUUGGCACUUUUCACCCAGAUAAAAGCGUCUGAACGAAGAAAAGAAAAAGAAAUCCACGAUGAUGGCUAUGAUGAUGGAAUUAAUCAGUGUUUAUCCUUGUAGAGCAAAGCUGUCUAACUGAGGUAUUGUUCUGAUACAGUGUGCAGUGUGUUUGUUCACCUAGCACUGUUGUCUUUACUAAAAUCAAAAAGUGUGUAGGUGUGUGUAUGUCUGCUUAGGUUUGAGGAGGGUUCUUAUACCUGCGCUCAAAGACUGUUAUUGGGUUGUGUGUAAAGAUCACCUGAGCUCUAACAACACACCUGAAGGACAGACAUGCUUUUUUUAAUUAUUUCUGUCACUAUAAUUGUGUGUUGAGUCCAUAAACUCUGUUGUUAAAGGCAAAAACAUUAAAAGUGUUUAAAGGCAGCUGGACUUUGUUGUCACAGCCGCCUUAAACGUUUGGACCCGACAGGAAGUCAUUUUCGUUGGUCCGAUCUGUCCUUCAGAAACUUCAUCUUUUCUCUCUGGACUUUCAGAGCACCUCUGAUGAUGUUGCUGUUCUGUUUAUUUUUUUCCUAACUGUUUAAUUUAUGAGACUCCCAAUGUGAUUAAAUUCUAUAAUUGCCUUGUAUGGGAACUCACUUUUUAUUAUUAAACCUCUGUUUAAAUGCAGACUCUAUAUAAAGUAUUUUAAUAUAAUAGGAUAUGGGAAAUUCUUUAACACAAACAUAACAAAGCCAUUGUGAUCUUUUAAUGAUGCUUAUUAUUACUUGUAUAUUGAAAAGACUGCAUUAUACAAAGGUGAAGGAAAUGCUGAUGAUUUUACUAUAAACAUUAAGUUGAAAUGACUCUAAGAAAAUAAAAUGUUUGGGACUUUUUAAAUGUAGUCUGUGUUGAUGGGUGAACAGUGUUUAUAUAGUAAAAACAAUAUGGACCAAUGCAGUCAAUAAUAUAUGAAUUUAGUUUUUUUCAUGUGGUCUGAUUUCAUACAGUUUGUAAUCUAUGUAUCAUAUAAAACAUGUAUUAAGGAACAGACAAUGCUUUGACCUAAAAAUUGUCUUUCAUAAAAAAAACUGUUAAUAAUAAAAAAAUAGCCUCUC
Molecule: messenger RNA, 5142 nt
Organism: Betta splendens (Siamese fighting fish)
Lineage: Eukaryota; Metazoa; Chordata; Actinopteri; Anabantiformes; Osphronemidae
Gene: sec24a
Product: SEC24 homolog A, COPII coat complex component
Exons: 24
Coding region: 323-3844 (1173 amino acids)
Biological process (GO): COPII-coated vesicle cargo loading; endoplasmic reticulum to Golgi vesicle-mediated transport; intracellular protein transport
Cellular component (GO): COPII vesicle coat; endoplasmic reticulum exit site
Molecular function (GO): zinc ion binding; SNARE binding
Source: RefSeq, a predicted model, not a curated record